AGCCGGCCUGCCCAGUCCUCAGCCCGUCACAACCCAGCAGAUUUAGCUGUUGACAGCUGCUUGGGACUUCACUGCCAGGCCCUGGCCGCGACCGCCGCCUCUCCUCGCCCUCAGUGACUCCCCGCUACAGCCCCUCCAUGGCCCAGAAAGAACAGGCCGCUGAAGCUGCUGCUCCUGCCUCCCAGAAUGGUGAGGAUCUGGAGAACCUGGACGACCCUGAGAAGCUAAAGGAGCUGAUUGAGCUGCCACCCUUCGAGAUCGUCACAGGGGAGCGGCUGCCUGUCAACUUCUUCAAGUUCCAGUUCCGGAACGUGGAGUACAGUUCCGGGCGGAACAAGACCUUCCUCUGCUACGUGAUUGAAGCGCAGGACAAGGGAGGCCAGGUGCAGGCCACCCGGGGAUACCUGGAGGACGAGCACGCCACUGCCCACGCCGAGGAAGCCUUCUUCAAAACGGUGGUGCCGAACUUCGACCCGGCCCUGCGCUACAACGUCACCUGGUACGUGUCCUCCAGCCCCUGCGUGGCGUGCGCCGAGCGCAUCAUCAGCACCCUGAGCAAAACCAAGAACCUGCGCCUGCUCAUCCUGGUGGGGCGCCUGUUCAUGUGGGAGGAGCCCGAGAUCCAGGCGGCGCUCAAGAAGCUCAAGGAGGCCGGCUGCAGGCUGCGCAUCAUGAAGCCCCAGGACUUCGAGUACAUCUGGCAGAACUUCGUGGAGCAGGAAGAGGGCGAAUCCAAGGCCUUCGAGCCCUGGGAGGACAUUCAGGAGAACUUCCUGUACUACGAGGAAAAGCUGGCCGACAUCCUGAAGUAGGCGGGCUCGGCCUCACGUCUGCCUGCUGCCAAGAGACAGCAGUGACAUGUAUGGCCAUCUGGGACAUGCCUGACUUCCUG
Molecule: messenger RNA, 892 nt
Organism: Molossus molossus (Pallas's mastiff bat)
Lineage: Eukaryota; Metazoa; Chordata; Mammalia; Chiroptera; Molossidae
Gene: APOBEC2
Product: apolipoprotein B mRNA editing enzyme catalytic subunit 2
Exons: 3
Coding region: 138-812 (224 amino acids)
Biological process (GO): cytidine to uridine editing
Cellular component (GO): cytoplasm; nucleus
Molecular function (GO): RNA binding; cytidine deaminase activity
Source: RefSeq, a predicted model, not a curated record